Messenger RNA from Anguilla anguilla (European eel), 2684 nucleotides. RefSeq names its product DCN1-like protein 1. Gene Ontology annotation, biological process: protein neddylation; positive regulation of ubiquitin-protein transferase activity. Gene Ontology annotation, molecular function: ubiquitin-like protein binding; cullin family protein binding; ubiquitin conjugating enzyme binding. Lineage: Eukaryota; Metazoa; Chordata; Actinopteri; Anguilliformes; Anguillidae. The coding region runs from base 146 to 922 and encodes 258 amino acids. The transcript is spliced from 7 exons. Gene Ontology annotation, cellular component: ubiquitin ligase complex. The record is from RefSeq and is a predicted model, not a curated record.
AUACUGCCAAUAGUAGUACCUGCACCGCUACUGUCGUUCAGCGUGAAUAUGACGUGAGGUUUGUAGGAGCGCUUACCUCUGCGCAUGUGUAGGAAGGACGAGCUGGUGGAGGAGAGAGGAGCGGAAGAGUCUGUCAAUUAUAAACAUGAACAAGCUGAAGUCGUCACAGAAAGACAAAGUGCGCCAGUUCAUGCUCUUCACACAAUCCAGUGAGAAGACUGCGGUGAGCUGCCUGUCACACAAUGACUGGAAACUAGACGUGGCCACAGACAAUUUCUUCCAGAAUCCGGAGCUCUACAUUCGCGAAAGUCUGAAGGGAGUUUUGGACAGAAAAAAGUUGGAACAGCUCUACAACAGAUACAGAGACCCUCAGGAUGAUAAUAAAAUCGGGAUAGACGGGGUGCAGCAGUUCUGUGAUGACCUCGGUCUGGACCCCGCCAGUAUCAGUGUUCUGCUCAUAGCCUGGAAGUUUCGGGCUGCCACGCAGUGCGAGUUCUCCAAGCAGGAGUUCAUGGACGGAAUGACGGAGCAGGGGUGCGACAGCAUAGAGAAACUGAAGGCACAGCUGCCAAAAAUGGAACAGGAGUUAAAAGACCAGGGGAAGUUUAAGGACUUCUAUCAGUUUACAUUUAACUUUGCCAAGAAUCCUGGACAGAAAGGCUUAGAUUUAGAAAUGGCCAUUGCUUAUUGGAAUUUAGUAUUUGCUGGAAGAUUCAAAUUCUUGGACCUGUGGAACCAGUUUUUAUUGGAACAUCAUAAACGAUCGAUACCAAAAGACACGUGGAACCUCCUCCUAGACUUCAGUACCAUGAUCACCGAUGACAUGUCCAAUUAUGACGAGGAAGGAGCGUGGCCGGUCCUCAUCGACGACUUUGUAGAAUUCGCGCGGCCGAAAAUUGGGACGAAGAGCACGACAGUGUGAGGGGCGGGGCCGGGGGGAACGUGCGUAACUCCGCGCGAGCGGCUGGCGGUGGGACCGGUGGGUGCGGCACGCCGAACCAGACUGGGCUGUGGGUUACGCCAGGGUGGAGAGUCACAGCACACGCUCCGAACACAUCCUGACUCCUCCCACAGGGGGCGGGGCUCCUCUGUAGCUCCGCCUUCCUUCUGCGGUUGCUCCGGGCAACUGAAGCUCAGUCUGCACCCUGGACCAUCCCUCUGGUUUUGUUUUGUUUGUUUUUUUGUUGGGUGGACGUUGGCGCAGCAGCGACUGUGUUGUGCACGCGGAGCACCACUGCGUCUGACCCCAGCCUGCAGACGAAUGGCAUUUCCACAGCGCAGCCCGCUUCGCCAUCUCCUUUUCAUUUUAAAAAGAUUAAAGAAAAGACAUAUAUUUAAAGUGUAUAUGCAUAUAUACAUUUACGUAUAAAUAGUGUAUAUAUAAAUGUAUAUAUUUAUGUACACAUAUUUGAGUGACAGACCAGUACAAAGCAUUCAUUGUAGCAACUUUUGUUAUUGAACAACUGAGUUCCGUUUUGACACAAAAAAAAUAAAGUUUGGUUUAGUGAUGAAUGCUUUCAUUUGGCUAAAGUGGAUUCCAUUUGUUGCUCUGUCAGUAGUUAUUUGUGCUCGUCUGACACUUGUGUGAAGAUUUUCUGUCAAAGCCUUUGUCACUGAAGCUGCGAUCACGUGUUUUAAUUAGUUUAUUUUGGUUUGUACAAAGGAGAAUGUGGAGUUUGUACCUUUUUUUUUUUUGAGCGUUUGCUUUUGCUAAAGAUGCUGGUUCCUGUAGUGGCUCUGUGCGGGUCCCGGUGGGGCUCCUGCCUGCAGUCUGUUGCACAGCGAACUGAAAUGCCAAAACGCUGAACUGGAACAGCAUUGUAAGGACCACUCUGAUUGGAUAAACCACCUGCCCAAUGGAAACGCUCAGCUGCUGCUGCUGUGGGGAUUGAGGGCUGAAGGCCUGGGUGCUCACAGGAAGCAGUCACCCGCCUGCAUGUUCUAAAAGACAACAAAUCACCUUUCAAGUUGUACAAAAAGAAACGGAGGACUUCUGAUGUUGGAGGAAUCCUUCCAGCGAGACGAGAGGACGUCCGUUGGAAAAGUGGGCUGGACCAGUCCAGGUUUAACCCACUCUCUUCUGUUCUUUUCUAUGUUUAUGUAUAAAGGGGAUUAACUUGUCGCAGUACGAAACGGGCGUGGCAGCAGACGGUACAUGUGGAGGAUAGAUGCGAAACAUCCCAACGUGCGUGCCCGCCCACCAGCUCCGCACAACGCUGCCUGGACUGCCGUUACGCAGAGACGCCAUCUUAAACGCAGGCAGCCGGACCAGAGCACCCAGAAUGCUUCUGAGAUGAGACGCCGUGCACAUUCACCCCAGCUGUUACAGACCAGGACAGGCGUUUGAGUCAGUGAAUCUGUGGGAUAGGCCCCUCCCCCUGAAGCUGCAGCUUGAAGGCUUGUGACUCUGCAGAGGAGAUAUGAACUUUAGGUGUAUGAUUUCCUUCUAUUGUGUGGAGAAAUGGAUCGUAAAAAUUCACUUUUAUUUCAUUCAUACUUAAAAAGAACAGAAAAAAAACUAGUCCUUGUACUUGCCUGUGUGGUAUGUGUGGUCCAGAAUUUCUGGCUGACAGAAAGACACCUUGUUCACGGUCUGAGCUGUAUGUCCUAAAAGUCAUUAGAGUUCUACUGCAUUGUUAUAAUUACUGUGUAAUUAUAAAAAAAUAAAUGGAUUGAAGCUUGAA